This is a messenger RNA of Drosophila innubila, 2211 nucleotides long. It is a transcript of the gene Klp54D, whose product is annotated as kinesin-like protein KIF12. Gene Ontology annotation, biological process: microtubule-based movement. NCBI's taxonomy places the organism in Eukaryota, Metazoa, Arthropoda, Insecta, Diptera, Drosophilidae. The transcript is spliced from 7 exons. The record is from RefSeq and is a predicted model, not a curated record. The coding region runs from base 1 to 2211 and encodes 736 amino acids. Gene Ontology annotation, molecular function: microtubule binding; microtubule motor activity; ATP binding.
AUGGUGCGACGCGCCUCGAGCGUGCCGCAUCUGAAUAAUAGCGGUGCCAGUAGUGCCGAUAGCAUUACAAGUACAGCCCGGGGGAGAGCUCCUGCUGGCGCAGCGGGAGGAAUGCGCGGCAAGCGCAUCACUGGUGGCGGCGGCGGCGCCGGCAACAAGGCAACAACACCGACGCAACAGCGUCAGAGCUCCGGUAGCAGCAGCGGUUCCCGUGUACCGCGCUCCCGCAGCCUGACCAACGGCAUGCGCCGCGUGAGUCCCCACAAGGGCGGCAACAGCGGAGGGGGCAGUGGGAGUGGCACAGGCGGCAGUUCACGCAAUACGCCGUACUUUCUUCGUUCGCGUGAAAACGAAAUUGGCAGUGCGGAUACCUUGGAAGUGGUGGCCUCCAAAUCAACGGGCACGGGAACGGGCAGCGAGGAGCCAUCGACGCCCGAGGACAACAUCAAUGUGGUUGUGCGUGUGCGUCCACUGAACGAGAAGGAGAAACGUGACAGACACGGAUCAACGUUGCAGUUUCCAGGCAAUGGACAAGUCAUCAUUGAGGGUAAUGAUAUGGGCGCAAAGCGUUCCCAUAAUCGCGACAGUGUCCGGGUCUUUACGUACAACGUGGUCUUCGAACCGGGCGCCACCCAGGAGGAUAUACUGGACUACUCGGGCAUCAAGCGCAUUAUUGAGAUGGGCAUUGAGGGCUUCAGCUGCACGGCCUUCUGUUACGGGCAAACGGGCUCAGGCAAGACACAUACACUGACCGGACCACCAGAUUUGUUUUUGGGCAAACCCAAUCCGAAGGAUCCGCGUCAUGGCCUGAUCUUCCGCUCGUUUUUGUAUCUCUUCCAGUUGAUCAAGGAUCGCAAGGAUGUUAACUAUGUGCUCAAAGCGUCGUUUAUGGAGAUUUACAACGAACGUGUAAUCGAUUUGCUCAAUCCGGGAAGCGCCCGUAAGCCGUUGGCCGUGCGAUGGUCCAAGAAAUCGGGCGGUUUCUUUGUGGAGAAUCUAUUUACGGUAGACUGCGAGGAGCUGGACGAUUUGUUGGCUGUGCUUGAGGAGGGCAUGAGGAAUCGAGCCGUGGGAUCACAUGCAAUGAAUGAUCAUUCCUCGCGUUCCCAUACGAUUUUAACGGUACACAUACUCUCAGAUCAGCAAACAGAUGGAGGCGUAUUCCUCUCCAAGCACGGCAAAAUCAAUUUCGUCGACUUGGCUGGCAGCGAGCUGACCAAGAAGACAAUGAGCGAGGGCAAAACACUGGAGGAGGCCAAUAACAUCAACAAAAGUCUCAUGGUGCUCGGAUAUUGCAUAUCCUCGCUGAGUGAUAACAAGAAACGCACUGGCCACAUUCCAUAUAGGGACAGCCAGUUGACCAAGUUGCUGGCCGACAGUCUGGCUGGGAAUGGUGUAACCCUAAUGAUCGCCUGCGUCUCACCGGCACAUUAUAAUCACGCCGAGACGUUGAAUACCCUGCGUUAUGCCUCACGGGCGAAACGUAUACGGACGAAGCCGGUGAUCAUGAUGGAUCCGCGAGAGGCACUUAUACUCAGCCUGAAGCGGGACAUUCAUGCGCUGCAGAUGGAGAAUGAGCAUCUCAAGGCUGCUCUCAAUCUGCAUCAUCAAGCGGCGACAGUGAAUGAGCCUGUUGGCAAUUUGUUGGAACUGCAAUUGGAGCGUGUGAACAGCGGCGAUGCUGGUGUCCUGGUGCCCAAAGUGGACCUGGAGCGACUGCCCGAACUGGAUGGCACCGAGCUGGCGGAGCUUGUUAAGCUCUACAUGGCCGAAAACGAAUCGUUGCGACAGGAGAACAACCACUUGUUUACGGUCCGCGAAACAAUACUCAGAGAUCAGGAGAUUGUGUGCAGGGAAAAUGAGCGUUUGCUCAAAAAAUUGGAGGAAGUUAACAAUGUCUGUGUGCGUUCACCUUUGAUACCCGCUCGACCGGCCUUCUCCCCAACAACAGGCAAAGAGACGCCCGGCACCGAGAUUUGGACAAAUCCUGAACCAGCCAUUCCAGCAGCAGUUCUCCCACUGGACCAGCGAAUGUCUGAGAACGCUGAUAAUCGUACGAACACGGCCCAAAAGCGAAUUGACCAACAACGUAUUGCCAGGAACAUUUUGCUCAUGGCUAAUGCGUUUAGAAAGCCCAAUGAUCAGCAGCAGCUAACCAAGGAUAACAAUAAUAUCAGCAACAGCAAUAAUCCUGAUUAUAUGCCGGAGUAG